Sinocyclocheilus anshuiensis is the source of this 1365-nucleotide messenger RNA. Its product is annotated as phenylalanine--tRNA ligase beta subunit-like. The transcript is spliced from 15 exons. Gene Ontology annotation, molecular function: ATP binding; RNA binding; phenylalanine-tRNA ligase activity. Gene Ontology annotation, biological process: phenylalanyl-tRNA aminoacylation. Gene Ontology annotation, cellular component: phenylalanine-tRNA ligase complex; cytoplasm. Lineage: Eukaryota; Metazoa; Chordata; Actinopteri; Cypriniformes; Cyprinidae. The record is from RefSeq and is a predicted model, not a curated record. The coding region runs from base 1 to 1365 and encodes 454 amino acids.
AUGCCGACAGUCAGCGUGAAGAGAGAUCUGCUCUUUGAAGCUCUGGGACAGAAAUACAGUAAGUGUGGUCUCGUCAGGGGUCUGCAGGUCUUCAAGGAGAAGUUGGAAGCUCCUCGGUACAAGCGUGUGAGUCCGGCGGACGGAGGAGAGCCUCAGCGGCUGGUCAUAACCGAGGAGACGGCGUCUGUGAGGCCGCACGCUGUAGCAGCUGUACUGCGCGACGUCACCUUCACUCAGGAACGAUACGAGAGCUUCAUUGAGCUGCAGGAGAAGCUGCACCAGAACAUCAGGAAAAGGACCCUGGUUGCCAUAGGAACUCAUGAUUUGGACACCAUCUCCGGUCCGUUCACUUACACAGCCAAACCACCUGGCGAUAUCCGCUUCAAACCGCUCAAUCAGAGCAAAGAGUACACCGCCACUGAGCUCAUGAGUCUCUAUAAGACUGACGGUCAUCUGAGACACUACCUCCACAUCAUCGAGAAUGAACCUCUCUACCCCAUCAUAUACGACAGUAAUGGAAUCGUCCUGUCUAUGCCUCCAAUCAUCAACGGGGACCACAGCAAAAUCUCAUUAAACACAAAGAACAUUUUCAUUGAGUGCACGGCCACAGACCUCACAAAGGCGAAGACCACGCUGGACAUGGUAGUGACCAUGUUUAGUGAAUACUGUGAGGAACCGUUCACGGUUGAGGAGGCAGAGGUUGUUUAUCCUGACGGCAGAUUGUGUGUGUAUCCUGAGCUGGCGUACAGGACGGAGACGCUGUCUGGGGACUUCAUCAACAAAAGAGUUGGGAUCAAUGAAUCGGCAGAAAGCAUCGCUCAGCUGCUGACCCGGAUGUGUUUGAGGUCAGAGGUCAGCGGUGAGGGCGAUCUGAUCCAGGUUGAGAUCCCGCCCACGCGUGCUGAUGUCAUCCACGCCUGUGACAUCAUGGAGGAUGCCGCCAUAGCAUACGGCUUCAACAACAUCGUCAGGAGCACGCCGCGCACGUACACCGUAGCCAAUCAGCUCCCUCUAAAUAAGCUGACAGAGUUACUGAGGCAAGACCUCGCGGCCGCUGGGUUUACUGAAGCACUGACAUUCGCUCUGUGCUCAGAAGAAGAUAUCGCAGAUAAACUCAGGAAAAACAUCGCAGAAACCAGAGCAGUCCACAUCUCCAACCCAAAGACCACUGAGUUUCAGGUGGCGCGCACCUGUCUUCUUCCCGGACUACUGAAGACGCUCGCUGCCAACAGGAAGAUGCCCCUUCCUCUCAAACUGUUCGAGAUUUCAGACGUCGUCCUGAAGGAUGAAACAAAAGACGUAGGAGCCCGUAACAACAGGCGCUUGCCCCAAAUUAAAGGGCACUACAUAGUAAAACAUUUUUAA